UCCUUUAAAACAGCAGGUGCAGGCGAACUGAGGAGGCAGGACACGCAGAGAGAGCUUUAUCUCUAUCUUUAUCUGGUCUACCACCCACUCCUACCACACGGCUCUUCACUUGGGCUCUCACCCUCUCUGUGCUUCCAUCAAGCUGUUUAUCAAUCCAUUUCUUUCAUCCAUCCAUCCAUCCUUUGCUUUCUUUCAUCACACCGGGCACCACGGCGUCCAGCUGAUGUCAAUUCGGUAAGGAGCUUUUUGGAUGGGCUGACAGUCUCACAGCGUCUGCUCCUCGAUCGGCCACCAUGGAGGAGCUCCAGAGAAAACUGAAUCAACGCUAUGAAGGCACCAAGCCCAGAAAGGUGAGGUUCAAGCUGGCGUCGUCCUACAGCGGUCGGGUUCUGAAGCACGUGUACGAGGACGGUCAGGAGCUGGAGAGUCCAGAGGAGAAAUACCCUCACAGCUUCGUCCACCGCAAGAUUCCCCCCAGCCACCUGGAGGUGGAGCAGCUCUGUGGGUUUGAGGAGGCUCCCGGGGACCAGCAGGGCGUCUAUCCUCCAACAGGGCUCAUUGCCCAGAGAAUAAACGUAUACAGAGGAAUGGGCAGCUACCAGCCUGCUGCAGGCCACGCUGAGGGUGCAGAGGGAGACGCCACAUCCUCAGUGUUGGACUUUGGCAAAAUAAUCAUCUACACCAGCAACCUGCGCAUCAUCCGAGCGCCGGUGAGGAAGCCCGAAACGCUGCGGCACCACACUUUGCCUCCUGUGGACUUGGAGGGAUACCCAAAGGCUAAGGAGAGGGGGAGCAGGAGGAGGGCUAAAGCUCUCACACAAGACGGGGAGGAGAAGAAGGAGGAGAAGCGGAUCAGCGACACAGAGUCCAAGGAGGCCGACAGCUGUCAGCAUUGUGGCGGUUCGGGCUGGGCUCCCUGCUCUCUGUGUCACGGUAGCAAGCUGUCCAUGCUGGCGAACCGCUUCAAUGAGUCCAUCAGUGAUCUGCGUUGCCAGGCCUGCUACCCCCAUGGUCUGGAGACGUGCCAGUCCUGCUCCAGCAAAUAGCGCUGUUUGGCUGACUCCCAUGUCUGGCAGAGAGGGGGAGUGAGCGAGUGAAUGAGAGUGUGUAGCUGUGUGUGUGUGUGUGAGUGUGUGUGUCUGUGUGUGUGUGAGUGCAUGCCUGAUGUGCUAUCGGUUUGUCGGGAUUGUCUCGGACGCAAUAUUGCUCUAAUCCAAAAUGUUCUUGGUGGGGUGUUACAGAGCACUGCUAGGAAACAUAAGCCAUCAUUGGAAAGGGGAAUAGUGGCUGUGCAGCGGGCACCAAUUCAUAAAAUACAAUUACUGUGUGCAGUGAACAUGUCUUGAGAUAACACAAACACAUAAUCAUUUUUUUGUUGUCACAUUAUUUUGCAUCCGCGCCGCUCCUCCCUGAUAAAACCGGCUUUUACGACGGACUUAUCAUUUUAAUUAAAAUGAUGCAAACAUUUUGCCUUUUAUUUCAUCUGCUGGGAAGACUGCCCUGUUUCCUAUCUCCACUCUUUGUUCACCAUGAAGAAUGAAGCCUUUUAUAUCUCAGCGUGAUGUACAGUAUGAGGGUAAUUGAUGCUUUCAUUUAAAAAAAAAAAAAAAAAAAACUGAGAGAGACUGUAGGAUAAAGAGUUUGAGAUGGAAAGAGAGAGUGAGAGGACGGAGCGAGGGAAUCAGAAGGAGACAGUUUCAUACAUUUUAAUAACACAAAUCAAAUUUGAUCCAUGAAUAAAGACUCAGCCCAACAAUGACAAAGUCUGACACAGAGGCAGUGAUUCGCUUUAUGAAAUCAAACUAACAACAGCUGCUGUUGUUAAUAAGGAAAGAAGUUACAAGGUGUUGAAAAUUAAGUCAAAAAUAUAUAUAUUAUUAUUUUAUUGUGAAAGAGUUAGAGAUGAUACAAUCAUAACUGACCUGCUCAGGACGUUACAUGGUUGUUGAUGAUGUUGUUUUUAAUUAGUUGUCUCAUUCUAAUGUGAUUGUCAUUCCAACCUGUUCAAAGCUUUAUCCACAGUUUUGAUAUAUGAAGGUAAUAAAAUAAACUAC
This is a messenger RNA of Acanthopagrus latus (yellowfin seabream), 2054 nucleotides long. RefSeq names its product glutaredoxin domain-containing cysteine-rich protein 2. The transcript is spliced from 5 exons. Bases 294 to 1046 code for a protein of 250 amino acids. The record is from RefSeq and is a predicted model, not a curated record. Gene Ontology annotation, biological process: sensory perception of sound. Lineage: Eukaryota; Metazoa; Chordata; Actinopteri; Spariformes; Sparidae.